Molecule: messenger RNA, 1545 nt
Organism: Asterias rubens (European starfish)
Lineage: Eukaryota; Metazoa; Echinodermata; Asteroidea; Forcipulatida; Asteriidae
Product: rRNA-processing protein UTP23 homolog
Exons: 4
Coding region: 113-862 (249 amino acids)
Cellular component (GO): nucleolus; small-subunit processome
Molecular function (GO): small ribosomal subunit rRNA binding
Source: RefSeq, a predicted model, not a curated record
UCCACACAAGAUGGCUGCGCCCUUGUUCACGUGCUUCUAAAAAUUGUUUUCUAGUUUGCGGUAGUUCAAGACCGAAUAAAAGAUUAAGUGACGUCCUACGACCUAGUCUGCCAUGAAGAUCAAACGCUACAAGCAUGCCCGGCGUUAUCUUGGGUUCUACAAGAAUCUCUUUAACUUCCAAGAGCCCCAUCUAGUUCUUGUUGAUGGAACCUUUACUUGUAUGGCUCUACGACACAAGACAAACAUCAAAGAACAACUCCCAAAAUAUCUGGGUGGAAAUAUACAGCUCAUGACUACAAAGUGUGCCAUAGUAGAAACAGAAUCCUUAGGUAAGGAACUGUUUGGAGCGGCAGCCAUCUUGAAGCGAUACAAGAUUCUUAAAUGUCCUCAUCGUGAGAAGCCGGUUCCAGGAGCAGAUUGCUUCACUGAGUUGAUUGGAGAGGAAAACAAACAACACUAUUACAUCGCUACUCAGGAUCCUGAGUUAACAGAGCAUGUUCACACCAUCCCAGGCAUCCCUCUUCUCUACAUGAACAUGAAUGCAAUCGUCCUGGAGAAACCCUCAAAAGCAUCCAACCACUAUGCAGAGAAAUUAACCAAAAAGAAGACCAAACCCUCAGCGGUGGAGAAGGAAACAUUGAAGCAACUGAAAGGAACUGAGGAGAAGUCAAAGGUUGAGCGGCAGAAGAAACGAAGACGACCCAAGGAACCAAAUCCUUUGUCCGUUAAGAGAAAGAAGAAGAAUAAAAGUGUUCAAGAAACUCCAAAAGGGGCGGAAACUGCUGGGAGGAGGAAGAGGAGGAAUAGGUCAAAGGUCGCUAAGCAUAUCCAGGAACAAAUGAGAACCUCUGAUGAAAGGUAACGAAGAGUCUUGUGUCAAAGGUCAUCGACCCUGAAGCAUUCUCGCAUUGAGAUGAGACAUUGAGAGGAUCGGUGGUUUUAAGAAAGUGAUGAUACAAAGAAGACAUUUUCAUCUGAUGUGUUGCACUGUGACUAAGAUCAAUAGAAUUGAUUGUCAUCUCUGACUUCUAUCCAUUAUAGCUUAAAAAUAGAGGAUAAAUUGCUUUCAAUUUAUUCCAAUUCAAUUUGUAUGUUUUGUAUACAUCUUUCAAAUGUCAUAAACCACUGCUGCCUCGUACCUCUCUAAAAGUGGACAGACUGGUCCUGGAGUCUUCUGUCGCAUCAGUCAACAAAGACACCUGCCAUCCACCUGUUGUUUGCAUAGGUCACUGGGUGCCAGACUAGUAUGUAAAGUUCAUUGCUCUUUAGGGCAACGACCCUGAGCUGACUGUGGACUCACUUGUACUUCACUAAACCUUCUGAACGAGCUUCGGUUGAUCAUUAUUAUUGUUGAUUAUUUUGUUAGGGCAGUUGAUUGCAUUGAGCUGUUUUAAUGAGCUGUUCAACAGUUGCGACUGCCACUACCUUUGACUUUUUGUUGUGAAUUUUUUUUCUUCUUCUGUCAGUGUAGCAAGAAAUGAGAUUAUUGAUCCCACUUGUGAACUUCGAAAAUUCAUUAAAUGUCCAUGAGUCGUUUUUAGAAUA